AUGUACGACGAAGAAGGAGAUGAGAUAGUCGAACUUGUACUUAAUUUUUACCCUUUCGAUAACUCCGUUCAAAUAAUCAACACGAAAAAAGGCAAAAACCUUUUAAGACGUGUUCAACUGCCUCCCUUAAAACUAGAAAUGCUCCAAAUCGGGAAUAUUGUGAAUAUAUUCUCGAAACUUUUGUACAUAAGGGAUUGUGCGCCGAUAACUCGACGAACGUUAUUUAAGAAUCAACAAAGCAUUAUUAUAGACUAUGUAACUGGAGGUGAAGUGAUAGGGUUAGAAUUGGUGGCUCCAGAUGCUGUGAAGAAAUGGCGCAAAUGUUUAGGCGCUACCGACCCAGCGGAGGCAGCACCGGGAACCCUGAGAAGUUUAUAUGGUGAAAAUAUACUAAAGAACGUUGCGCACGGUUGUAACACUUUAGAAGAUGCUACUCAGAUGAUAGAACUGUUCUUCGGCUAUGAUAAAGGGGUACCAAGAGUCCCAUUCAGGGCUACAUUUAAAGACUGUAGCUGUUGCAUAAUAAAGCCACACGCUGUUAUAGAUGGCAACGUGGGUGCUAUCCUAGAAGUAAUUGCGACUUCCACCAAAUUCUUUAUAGCAGCCAUCGCCAUGUUCUCCGUUAAACUGACGAACGCCGAAGAGUUUUACGAAAUUUAUAAAGGUGUUUUGCCGGAGUAUGAAGCUAUGUGCAUUCAUUUAGCUGAGGGGAAAUGUGUUGCACUUGAAGUGAAAUGUAAUGAACCAAGCUUAAAUUGUGUUUGUGAAUUUAGAAAACUAUGUGGGCCCAGGGAUCCAGAUUUAGCAAGACAGCUUUACCCUGAUUCCAUUCGAGCACAGUACGGAAAAACUAUUCUUCACAAUGCAGUUCACUGUACUGAUUUGCCUGAAGAUGGUGAAACGGAAGUAGAGUAUUUUUUUAAAUUAUUAGCCAAUGACUGA
Molecule: messenger RNA, 942 nt
Organism: Leptosia nina
Lineage: Eukaryota; Metazoa; Arthropoda; Insecta; Lepidoptera; Pieridae
Source: the annotation of a GenBank genome assembly